Messenger RNA from Macrobrachium nipponense, 1893 nucleotides. RefSeq names its product ADP-ribosylation factor-like protein 4C. Gene Ontology annotation, molecular function: GTPase activity; GTP binding. Gene Ontology annotation, cellular component: cytoplasm; plasma membrane. The transcript has 3 exons. The record is from RefSeq and is a predicted model, not a curated record. Lineage: Eukaryota; Metazoa; Arthropoda; Malacostraca; Decapoda; Palaemonidae. Bases 1178 to 1807 code for a protein of 209 amino acids. Gene Ontology annotation, biological process: intracellular protein transport; vesicle-mediated transport.
CAGGUUCCCACAUUCUAAGCUUAGUCAUUGAAUAGGUGGCUGGCUCUUCACUGUGGAGAUACCUCUUCACUGGAAUUUGAAUUCCUCGUAUUCCUGUCGGUCUUGGAAAUUAGUGCCGGAUAGAACCGAACUCGAGAAUUCAUCACUGUGCCAGAAGUCGUCGUUGUGAGAUAUGGUGUUUCGUGGUUCUCUCGCCUCGUAGUGAGAAGAGCCUUCGGUAUUUUGAAAUGGCUAAUGUUGCAGGGCGAAUGUGAGGUUGGGUGCUCAGCGUGCGAGUGUGCGUGUGUGUUCGUGUGUAUGCGUUUGAACCCCGACAGGAAACCAAAUGUCAUUCCUGUAAUAUUUUCCCUCCACUUCUGAGGAUUUUAUGGCGGUGAUCAGACGCGUCUGGGCGCUGUAAACGGAGGGAUUAGAAGUGGCUCAUUGGCCCUGAUGCGUCGCCAUUUAACACUUUGCGGAAAGUGUUGUCAAAAGAUUGAGAAAAGGGAAGAGAAUUGUGAAUGAACGGGAGAGUUGAAGACCACCUAUAGCCCCAGGGAUUGCGUUGGCUACCUGCCCAGCCUCAUCUCUUCGCCUUCGCCUUCUCUGGAACCCCUGGCCCUCCCUCCCCACUGCCAGGACCCUCUACCGCCUCUUCCUCUUCAGAUAAACUCCUUUGACCGCAAUAUAACCUAUCGAUUUGUACCAAAAUAACGUCAGCAGACGCGUCUCGGUCAGUGUCACAAGAAGAACUUGGGUGGUUUUUCUCUGUAAUUUGGCGACUUUAGUGUUUGAGUUAUGUGGGUGCGUUGAAUAAAUGGUUAUCGAUUUGUAAAGGAGCAAAAGAAAAAAACAGCCAAAAAAAGGAGAAAUUGCAAAUUAGUCAGAGGGUACAUUGGAAUGUACUGACCAACUGUCUUGUGUAGCUUUGGUUGGUCUUAUCAAAGGUAUCGUCAGGAUUGUUAGUGUAGUCAAAUACAAGAGGUAGAAGAUUCGCAACUGAACUAAGAUAAGGAGACAGAAGUAGUAUAUCGUCAGUUGACUCAUAAUCACCAGCAUCAUGUGUGUGGACUCGAGGGUAAUCUCCCUGAGGUCUCAGCAUCAGACAUAACAACCCUCUCUCCUCUCACCACCCCCUCUGCAUGAGGUGCCCACGCCCCCUCUUCUCCUCCCGCCAGAGCAUCGCAAGGGCCGAGCCAUGGGGGGGAGUAUGGGCAAAGGGGGGUCAGGAAAGGGGCAUUCUCUUCUGGACGCCCUGCCCUCUUUGAAUGCGCCCUUACAUGUCGUCAUGUUAGGGCUAGACUCCGCGGGCAAAACCACGGCGCUCUACCGUCUGAAGUUCGACCAGUAUCUGAACACAGUCCCCACCAUCGGGUUCAACUGCGAAAAAAUUAAGGGAACCUCCGGAAAAUGCAAAGGUACGAGUUUCCUCGUGUGGGAUGUCGGAGGUCAGGAAAAGUUACGCCCACUUUGGCGCUCCUAUACGCGAUGCACGGAUGGCAUCGUCUUUGUAGUUGACGCCACAGAUUCCGAAAGGAUGGAUGAAGCCAAAAUGGAGCUCAUGAGGACCAUAAGAGCUCCCGAAAAUCACCACGUCCCCAUUCUCGUCCUUGCAAACAAACAGGAUUUGCCAGGGGCAAAGGAUGCUGCAACAGUUGAAAAGACGCUAGGCCUGAAAGAUUUGGGCCCGUCCCAGCUCUUCCACGUACAGCCAUCGUGUGCAAUUAUUGGAGACGGACUGGAAGACGGCCUUGAGUCCCUUUACGAGAUGAUCUGCAAGAAGAAAAAGAUCAGCCGGAGUAACAGCAAAAGCAGCAAGAAGCGGUAACUGGGAAAUGGCGUUAGCUUUAAGGUAGACUAAAUGUAACGUGUUUAUAAUAAAAUAAACCAUUUGAAUGGAUUCCUUAUUUUGCA